GAGAGAAUCCAUUGGCUCGGUCUUAUUCUUGUCUAUGUGAGUGAUGCCUGUUAUGACGCCACUAAAUGAUAUAUAAGCAGGUAGAGCAAAUUAGGAGACACCUCUGAGCGACAAAGAGUCAGUGGAGGGAGAGAGAAAGAGAGAGAAGAUUUUUCCUUUGUCCAUGACCAUGCAGAAGCUUCUAUUAAGUUUGAUUCUUGCCAGCUUCACCGAUCCUCUUUUGUCGCUUCCAUUAAUUGAUUCCAGAGAAAUUCCAUAUCAGUUUCCGGAUGGCAAGAUGAAUUUUGGAGAGUUAAGCAGCCUGGAUGAGGACGACUUACUGCACAACUUACCUGCAGUCCUGGCCAAACAUAACCUGAUUGGGGAUACAGAUGCACUGCUCAGCAAGGAAGAACUUAUUGACGGCAAUCACAAUGUUGGAGAGAACAUUAAAGAGAUGCUGUUUGGCAAACACCCACGGAUAUCAUUAUUGAGUCUCCUGCAGUCAAAAGACAAGAAACAGUACAAAAAACGUGGGAAUUUAUCCGAAUGCUUCUGGAAGUACUGCGUCUGAGAGCCGACAGCGUAUACACGUUAUUAGCGCUUAUUUUUUAUAAAAGCUGCUUGGCUUGGGAAGCCGGACAUGAAAAUGCGGAAAUGAUCUAAUAAAUGCCAAGCUGAAUUAUGAA
Molecule: messenger RNA, 668 nt
Organism: Xenopus tropicalis (tropical clawed frog)
Lineage: Eukaryota; Metazoa; Chordata; Amphibia; Anura; Pipidae
Gene: uts2
Product: urotensin 2
Exons: 4
Coding region: 164-553 (129 amino acids)
Biological process (GO): blood vessel diameter maintenance; regulation of blood pressure
Cellular component (GO): extracellular region
Source: RefSeq, a predicted model, not a curated record